Molecule: messenger RNA, 2274 nt
Organism: Tarenaya hassleriana
Lineage: Eukaryota; Viridiplantae; Streptophyta; Magnoliopsida; Brassicales; Cleomaceae
Product: probable inactive receptor kinase At4g23740
Exons: 5
Coding region: 275-2140 (621 amino acids)
Biological process (GO): protein phosphorylation
Molecular function (GO): protein binding; ATP binding; protein kinase activity
Source: RefSeq, a predicted model, not a curated record
CCUCGUCUCUCUCAUUGAUUGCUUUCGGAGCAGAGAGAAACUUAUUACCGUUACUGCAAAACAAACAAGCUCUGAUUCAUUGCUUCAAUGGCGAUUCUUUAGCCACUUCUUCACGUUUCCGCAUUUCCCGAGAUUAGGAACUGUUCAAGUUUCGAGAAGAAACAGCGCGAGAGGGGGGAAAAGGUUCUACAGUUCAGAUCUGGAAAGUAGCGAGCUGCUGAAGAUCCACACGAGAGAGAAAAAACAUUACAAGGAGAAACAGCUCGUUUUUCCAAUGAGAUUCAUGGAAGCUCGAAGGAUUUUCCUGUGGACUUUCUGUUUGGGUUUGAUUUUCUCGGUAGGAAAUGCAGACCCAGUUGAAGAUAAGCGCGCAUUGCUCGAGUUUCAGACCAUCAUGAACCCGACACGGACACUGAACUGGAACGAGAGCUCCCCUGUCUGUAAUAUCUGGACCGGAGUCACUUGCAGUCAAGACGGAUCACAGAUCAUAGCCGUUAGAUUGCCCGGAGUUGGACUCAAUGGUCAGAUUCCUCCGAACACGAUAAGCCGUCUCUCGGGUCUCAGAGUCCUCAGUCUCAGAUCCAACCAAAUCGCCGGUCAGUUUCCGGCAGAUUUCGUCAACUUGAAGAACUUGUCGUUUCUUUACCUUCAGUUCAACAACUUCACCGGUCGUUUGCCGGAAGAUUUUUCCGUUUGGACGAAUCUCACGAGUGUUAAUCUCGCCAACAACGGGUUCAAUGGUACCAUCCCGGAUUCUCUCUCCGGUCUGAAAGAUCUCCAGUCGCUGAAUCUUGCAAACAACUCGCUUUCUGGGGAGAUUCCCGAUCUGGGUCUCUCUGGUUUGCAGCACAUUGACCUGUCCAACAACAACCUUACCGGCUCCAUACCAAAGUCACUCCAGAGAUUCCCGACAUCGUCUUUUGCGGGCAAUGCUGGAAUUUCGUCAAGCGAAACCGACACUCCUCUGGUUCCAUCAUCUAGUGCUCAGCCUCAUCUGAAACCUAAAGCCCGUCUUCUGGGGAUAAACCGGACAGCAUUCUUAUUGAUCGUUGUUGUGGUUGGUGUUGUAGUAGUUGCAGUGUUGGGAUUUGUGUUGAUCCUUUGUUGCUCAAGAAGGAGGAAGUUAAGAGGUGAUGAGGUUUCGGAUAAGCUGCAGAAAGGAAACAUGUCGCCGGAAAAGGUGGUGUCCCGGAUGGAAGACAAGAACAACCGCCUGUCUUUCUUUGAGGGAUGCAACUACUCUUUCGAUCUGGAGGAUCUGUUGAGGGCAUCUGCUGAAGUUCUCGGCAAGGGAACGUUCGGUACAACGUACAAGGCUGUUCUGGAGGAUGCGACUGCCGUCGUGGUGAAGAGACUCAAGGAUGUGGGAGCUGGGAAACGAGAGUUCGAGCAGCAGAUGGAGAUCAUCGGAGGAAUUAGACACGAGAAUGUGAUGGAGCUGAAGGCAUAUUACUUCUCCAAAGAUGAGAAGCUCAUGGUUUAUGACUAUUUCAACCACGGCAGUGUCUCUUCUAUGCUCCAUGGUAACAGAGGAGAGAACAGGGUUCCUCUUGACUGGGAAACCCGGAUGAGAAUAGCCGUGGGUGCAGCCAGAGGGAUAGCCCGAAUCCACGAAGAGAACAACGGGAAAUUCGUCCAUGGAAACAUCAAAUCAUCAAAUAUAUUCUUGAAUUCUCAGGGUAGUGGCUGCGUUUCAGAUCUUGGAUUAUCGGCCGUCACCAGCCCCUUGGCUCCACCAAUAUCCCGGCAGGCUGGUUAUCGUGCUCCGGAAGUGACCGACACGAGGAAGUCUUCCCAAGCUUCUGACGUUUACAGCUUUGGCGUUGUACUGCUCGAACUGCUCACCGGAAAAUCACCCAUCCACACCACUGCCGGGGACGAGAUCAUCCACUUGGUUCGAUGGGUGCAUUCGGUGGUUCGGGAAGAAUGGACAGCCGAGGUUUUCGACAUCGAGCUUCUCAAGUAUCCCAACAUUGAGGAAGAGAUGGUGGAGAUGUUGCAGCUAGCAAUGUCAUGUGUCGUGAGGAUCCCGGACCGGCGUCCGAAGAUGUCUGAUUUGGUCAGACUCAUCGAGAGCGUCCGAAUAGUUGGUCCCAAACCCGACAGAGCAUCCGAGAGUUCAACACCUGCAGGAGCUUGAAUCGAAAAAAAAAAAUGAAGAUCUGUUUGAUUAUUUGACGUUUUUUCUAUACUACCUUGCUGCGGAUACUCUCGAGUCUCGAUAGAACUGAUUCUCUGAAAACGUUUCCUUUUCAAUUUUGAAAAUUUGACUCA